This is a messenger RNA of Solea senegalensis (Senegalese sole), 5126 nucleotides long. RefSeq names its product coiled-coil domain containing 30 (gene ccdc30). The transcript has 28 exons. Lineage: Eukaryota; Metazoa; Chordata; Actinopteri; Pleuronectiformes; Soleidae. The record is from RefSeq and is a predicted model, not a curated record. The coding region runs from base 206 to 3976 and encodes 1256 amino acids.
CCGGGGGUGGGAUGAAAUAACGGAGGUCUAAGCGCUUGAUUUUCUCGUCGCAUUUACCGUUUAAAAGGGUAAACGGAGGACGUUGUUAUGGAUACAAUACUACAACAAUCCUUUGGAUAACAUGUAGGCGAAAAGCCAGCCACUUCCACUACUGAGGAAGAAGUGCAUCACUCACAUGCAGCUUCAACAAACCUAAUGUCUAACCAUGGAUCAUGAAGAGCUGCAGACGGAGCUGGACCAGAUUUCUAGGCGGCUUCAGGAGGAUGGCUUACCUCCAGCUGCCAGUGCGGAGGAGCGGCAGCGUUUUCUGUGGCAGCAGCUGCUUAGUGGGGAAGAAAAGCUUCAGUCAGUCAACCAGGAACUGCAGACCUUACGUACCCAACAGGCUAAUGAGAUGAAAGAGGUGGAGAGCUAUGUUGCACAUAUCCGUGGGCUGUUGGAAGAACGCGAGGGUCUGACUGCAGACUAUGAGAGAGACAAUGAACAGCUGCGACAUGAACUCCACCAGAUCCAACAACAACAGGAGAGUCAGAGCAAAGAGCUGGCGGAGAUGCUGGCUCAGGAAGAACUUGGAGAGAUGGGCUUGAACAGCCCCAGUGAGCAGGUGGCUUACUUGCUGGUGGAGAGGGCGACACUGCUGGAAAGGCUGGAGGCUGCUGAGAGAAGAUUGGAAAGUCAGAGCCUUACUGGAAACUUAACAGAAGGCUACCACCAGGGGCAGGAACACAUUCACCACAUGAUGGGGGAAGAGCUACGGCAGCAGAAGGAGGAUCUACAGAAAAGAAUAGAAAACAUGACCAAGCAGUGUACAUCCCAGAGUCCAUGGAAGAAGCUGUUUGGGCUGCGCAGGUCUGGUCAGAGCAAGCACAAUAUUACCCCUGCUCACUGUGAGGAGACUUCUCAGGAGCGAAAUGAGCGCCAGCGGCUGGAGAGAGACCUGGAAGAGGCGUCUCGGAGGCUGGCAAUGGCUCAUCAAGAUAUCCGCAGACUCACCAAUGAGCUGGAUGUUGCCAAAAAUAAUAACCUGGAUUCAAGUGGCUCUGGACUCCAGGGAAUGGUCCAGGAAGUAGAAAACCUGAGGAGUGAAGUGGAGAAACUGAAACACUGUGAUAUGAUGAAACUCAAACAAGCCAAAGAGGAAAAUGACAGACUAGAUGCUGAGAACAGAGCUCUGAGGGAGAGAAUACGCACUAUAGAAUCUGAGAAGGAACAUCUCCAAGAACAGUUGGCAUUAAAUGAUGCAGACCAAGAUUUAGCUGGAGUUUCAAAGGACAAGGGCACUGGCAUUAAAACACAGAACAUUUCUUCUGUGGAUCACAUUCAUAGAAGGUGUCGUGAGGCGAUGGAAGAUGGGCUUGUGCAGGUGAGAGAGCUGCAGCGGCAACUCCAGAGGCUGCGCAAGGAACAGGAGGAGCUGGAGGAGAGGAAUGAGGAGCUGGAGGCGCUGUUGGGUGAAACUCAGAAUACCAUCAAGGAGGAGAGGCGACGCCAUGAGGGCGAACUGGAGGGUCUGCACAGGAGGAUCAAAAGCCUGGAGGCAGAAGUGAAGAAGCAGGAUGCCCAUGAAAAAUUAAUGAGAAAUGGGGAAGAGGUUAAAGCCACCGAGUCCUACUUACAGCUGCACUUAAGGGAUGGAAGCCAGGAGAGAUUGGCUCUUUUGGAGGCACGACUGACAGAGGAGAAGGACUGGAGAAAGCAGCUGGAGGUUGAUCUCAGUGCUGCCCAGGCUGCCCUCAAAAAAGACAAAGAGGCUUUGCAGAUAGGUGAGCGAGAGCUGAAGAAGCUAAGAGUGGAGGUCAACAGCCUUCAGACAGAAUGCCAGCAAGGGAAAACUCUCAUCAAGAGUCUCACCCAAGUCAAAGGGGAAAAGGCAGUUCUGGAAGAAAAGUUAGCCCAGAUGGAGCGCGCCCACAGCCGACUGCAGAUUGAGCUGGAACGCUGUAAGAACAGUAGCAGGACACAGGAGAACCGAAAGGAAAACCGGCUUGAAGUGGACCAGCUGCAGGAACAGGCUGGUCGACUGACUGCUGAAUUCUGCAGCCUCCAGAAGGCACACAACACACUGAGGGAAGAAAUGGUUUCUGAGCGAAUGCAGAUUGCUGAGCUUCAGGCCAAACUGAGCUCUGCUGUCCAGGACAAGCUGGCAGCUCAGGGAGACAGAGAGAGACUGGAGCUUGAGAUACAGCACCUCAAAGUGCAGCUCAAGUGGCAUCAAGAGCAGAUCUCGUCUACAAAGGAAGCACUUAGCAGCCAGAGGUUUGAACUGCACACGGCUCAUAAUGAUUCCAGUCAUAGUCCAGUGGAGAGGAGCAACGAUGAAAGCUUGCAUCAGCUUUCAUGUAUGAAACAGGAGCUGAAUAAUAUGCAGAUGAAGCUGGAGGAGGAGCAGCAGCUGGCCUCUCAGCAUCAGUUGGCCCUCCAGGCUCAGGUCAAUGAAGCCCAGGCACGUAUUAAGUCCCAGGACUCGGUGCUGAAUCAGAAGACAGAGGAGGCCAAACAGAUGAAGCAGGACCUGCAGAGGGCCCAGAGCCUGUUUGCCUCAGCAGAGAGGGAGCUGCGCUAUGAGAAAGAGAGGAACAUGGACCUGAAGAGACACAACACCCUGCUGGACCAGGAGAAACUCAAGCUUUGUGCAGAGCUGAAGCAGAUCCAGACUAAGCUGGUCCAGGUGGAGCAGACACUCCACACUCAGGUGGGUGAGAGUGAACGUCAGCAGCAAAGAGUCCGAGAACUGGAGUUGGAACUGGCACGUAGUUCCACAAAUCGCAACGCCACCACCAGUCUGCAGGAGGACCUGCAGGCUGAGAGGGUGCGGCUCAUUGCAGCUGACAAAAAGGUGUUGGAGCUGCAGCAGCAGCUUAAAAAUGCCCAGCAUCAGCUGCGUGUGGAGGAAGCUCGGGCCGGAGAGAGCAUCCGCCUGGAGCGGGACAACGGGGAUCUGUCUGACGCCUUGUCAGCACUGAGAGCCCAGCAGCACGAGGAGCACUUAACCAGGAAGCUAUUAGAGCAGCGUGAGGAAGAGCUGCAGCAGCAGUUGCGCUCCUUGAGGCAGAAGGAGGCCUCCUUGACCAGGAACAACACAGAGCUUAGCCACCGUGUUCAGCAGCUGGACACCCGUCUGGCCAUCCUGGAAACUGAGCUUAGCAAGGCCAGGGAGGAGCAGAGAGACAGCCAGACGUCCAGCCACAGGCUGCAGGAGGAGGUGGCGGCCAGUCAGCAGGAGUGUGACAGACUGCAGGAGGAGCUGCAGGAGGUUCUCCUUCAACUCGACAUGCACGUCAGGAAGUACAAUGAAAAGCAGAGUCAGCACAAGACCAAGCUGCGACAGGCCAAGCAGCUCUUUAUCAAAGCAACGGCACAGAGGGACCAUACAAUCCAAAACCUGGAGAACGACCUGGAGCUGGCCUCAAGCCUCUCACACAAGGAGAAGGAAAGGAUCCAAACAGUGAUGGAGGAAAAUGAGAAACUCUUGGACGAGAAGAGGGAACUGUUGAGGAAGAUAAGCGAGGCAGAGGAGAUGGGAAGCACUGGCAUGAGGACGGCCUCAACUGUUCAGCACAGGGUCAACGUCUUAGAAGUGGAAAACAGGCAGCUACAGGAUCGAACCUUAAAGCUCUCCAAUCAAGUUAGUUCCUUAGAACGCGCCCUGAGGAAUACCCAAUCCUUCUACAGCCUGGAGAAUGUCAAGAAAGUGCACUCGUCUGAUAAUCUGUGUGACAGCAUCUUACAAACAUCUACUCUAAGUUUGACGUCAGGCUCCUGUGACCCACUGGACAUCCUGGACAAAAUCUGCCGCGUGAAGGUAGGCGGGCACCUGAUGGUGGACAGCACCCGAGUGCCGGUCUCCACACACCAGCUAUCAGAGCAGGGUUACCUGAAUCUCACCUCCCCACUUGUUUCUACUGUGGCCAAAGGCAAAGAGGAGAACUCUGAGAACAGUGACAAGGUACAGUAUGAGACCGUGUUUACAAACUAGCAGCAAGGAUGAAUGCUGAAUCUUGAUGCACUUAGUUUCUACCCACUCUCCUGGAUACAAUCGGUACAAUGCAAUCAGUGUAAAAGAGUAAAAAAAAAAGAACAUAUUGAAUGCUUCAAUAAUGAAUAAUUCUUUUAAAAAGAUGGUAAUAUGAAAGGGGCCUUCCACUGCAGUUCUCAGGGUGCAAUCACUUUUAAAUUAUAAACAGAUUCCCAUUUGUCUUGCAAGUACUGUAUUUUGACUCAGGUACAGACUGAGAGGGAACAUUUGUAUGAUUAAAAAAAAAAAAAAUGUAUGUGUCAAAUAUUUUAUGACAUAUUCCAAAGGCAGGUGGAUAUUAGAAAACUUAAUUUGGUGGCAAAAUCCUGUUUGUCUGCACCAGCGCACAAAAGCAAAGCCUUGUGUUGGUUCAUGGUACUGAUGUAACCUUUGUUUUUAGUAUUAAGGUACCUGAGUAGGUAGCACGUCACAUUAGUACACAUGAGGAUGAAUUUGAAUGGGACUAUUUUAAACUAAGCACUUUAUAUAAGAAGACUUACUUCUGUUUACAUUAGAGAAAAUGUAGCAAUGGCAUGUACCCCCCCCAAAGUCAUUUAAUCUCUGCAGUGUUUUCUAUGAAAAAAAUACCUGUGGUGUUGUAUGUCUAUAGUUUUACUGUGUCAAAACACAUUUGUCGUUUUUACAUGUUUACAACAUCCGUGUAGAUAUGGCAUAGAACAGUGAUAUAACAUUGAUGUUGUGGACCCACUUUAUAUCCAAUAUGGGAUAUAUGUGGUGAACUGUGAGGAGCCUACAGCUGGCCAGCCACUCCAGCUUUGUAGUUAAAAAAAGCAACAACAAAAGCAUCCACAAUGUUGGCAAAAGCCACAGAAUUCCAGAAGUUUGUUUUGUCUAUUUUCAGCUUCCCACACUGUUUUUCUCCCUCUUUACAUUUGUCAACCCUGAAGGUUUCUUCUAGGAACAUUCAAUCAGAAAAAAAGUACUUUAGCCACAAAUACAGUCAGUGGAGAUCGGUGUAUUUUAUAUGCGGCAUUAAUUACAUGGCAUUGAUUACCACUAUUCAUUUUCUAUGUUGGUAAUAUUUGUACACGCUGUAUUUUGAUUUCAUUGUGCCUGAAAUGAAGUGUUAAACAAUAUCUCGCUGCUUCGU